Lemur catta (Ring-tailed lemur) is the source of this 2057-nucleotide messenger RNA. RefSeq names its product G protein-coupled receptor 63 (gene GPR63). Gene Ontology annotation, biological process: G protein-coupled receptor signaling pathway. Lineage: Eukaryota; Metazoa; Chordata; Mammalia; Primates; Lemuridae. Gene Ontology annotation, cellular component: membrane. Bases 333 to 1592 code for a protein of 419 amino acids. Gene Ontology annotation, molecular function: G protein-coupled receptor activity. The transcript has 2 exons. The record is from RefSeq and is a predicted model, not a curated record.
ACUCUCCGCUCCUGCUCCCGCCGCCGCCGCCUCGUCCUCGCCAUCCUCCUCCUCCUCGGCCUGGAAGCGUUGUUCUCCGCGGCGGAGGAGCGAAGUGCUAUGUCAGGAAAGUUCCGGGAGGGACUGCGUGGGGCCAUGCUCCCCGGGCUCUCGUGCGGGCGCCCGCGCGCCGCCCUUUGUACGAGGCAAAAGGACUCCUGUGGAAGAUGGAACUCAUUGUCCAUUUUCCAGAAUGUGUUUCCAGGCCUAUCAGUGGAACCUGAUACUGCUCUGUGUUGAAAAGCUUGAAGAACGCCUGCAUCUCUGCCUGCAUCUUCCAUCCUGCCGAAACCAUGGUCUUCUCAGCAGUGUUGACUGCGUCCCAUACUGGGGCAUCCAACACUACGUUUGUAGUCUUUGAAAACACCUACAUGAAUAUUACUGUGCCUCCACCAUUCCAGCAUCCUGACAUCAGUCCGCUGCUUCGAUAUAAUUUUGAAACCAUGGCUCCCACUGGUUUGAGUCCCUUGACAGCAAAUAGCACAGCUAUGACCCCAACACCAGCAGUUUUUGAGAGCCUAAACCUCCCCCUCCAGAUCAUCCUUUCUGCUAUAAUGAUAUUUAUUCUGUUUGUGUCUUUUCUUGGGAACUUGGUAGUUUGCCUCAUGGUUUACCAAAAAGCUGCCAUGCGAUCCGCAAUUAACAUCCUCCUUGCCAGCCUGGCUUUUGCAGACAUGCUGCUUGCAGUGCUGAACAUGCCCUUUGCCCUGGUAACUAUUCUUACUACCAGAUGGAUUUUUGGGAAAUUCUUCUGUAGAGUAUCUGCUAUGUUUUUCUGGUUGUUUGUGAUAGAGGGCGUGGCCAUCCUGCUCAUCAUUAGCAUUGAUAGGUUUCUUAUUAUAGUUCAGAGGCAGGAUAAGCUGAAUCCAUAUAGGGCUAAGGUUCUGAUUGCAGUUUCUUGGGCAACUUCCUUUUGUGUAGCUUUCCCUUUGGCUGUAGGAAACCCUGACCUGCAGAUACCUUCCAGAGCCCCCCAAUGUGUGUUUGGGUACACAACCAAUCCAGGCUACCAGGCUUAUGUGAUUUUGAUUUCUCUCAUUUCAUUCUUCAUACCCUUCCUGGUAAUACUGUAUUCGUUUAUGGGCAUACUCAACACCCUUCGGCACAAUGCCUUGAGGAUCCAUAGCUACCCUGAAGGUAUAUGCCUAACGCAGGCCAGCAAACUGGGUCUCAUGAGUUUGCAGAGACCCUUCCAGGUGAGCAUUGACAUGGGCUUUAAAACACGUGCCUUCACCACCAUUUUGAUUCUCUUUGCUGUCUUCAUUGUCUGCUGGGCCCCGUUCACCACUUACAGCCUUGUGGCAACGUUCAGUAAGCACUUUUACUAUAAGCACAACUUUUUUGAGAUUAGCACCUGGCUACUCUGGCUCUGCUACCUCAAGUCUGCAUUGAACCCACUGAUCUACUACUGGAGAAUUAAGAAAUUCCAUGACGCUUGCCUGGACAUGAUGCCUAAGUCCUUCAAGUUUUUGCCGCAGCUCCCUGGCCACACGAAGCGACGGAUACGCCCCAGUGCCGUAUAUGUGUGUGGGGAACAUCGGACAGUGGUGUGAAUAUUGGAGCUAUCUGACAUUUUGGGUGAUGGUUGUUGUUUAUUGACUUUGAAUUUUCUUUCACAUAGCUUCUCCACUUACACUUAUUGUUUUUUAUAGGGUUUGUGUAUGUGUCUGCAGUGUAAAGAAAGAAUGGUAAUUAGUUAUGGUUUUGUUACCAAGCAUACACAAUAGGAAAGUGAUCACAAAUUUUACCUCCAGGGUUCAAGAAAAGUGGAGAGAUAUUUUUUUAAUUGAUUUUGUUUUUUUUAGUAGGAAUCAGAAUGAUGCUUAAUUGAGCCUGCAGUUACAUUGAAUUGUAGGUGUUCUGUAUGCUGCUAAGAUAUGCUUAGUUGAUUUUAUCAAUUUUUUUUUUCUGGAAGACACUGCUGCUUUUUGCCAUCACAUUGGAGCCAAAAACCCAUACAUCUCAGUCGAUAAAUAUUUAGUUUUAUUGAGAAAAAAUAACCCAAGGGGGUUAGUGAC